AGCUACUGUGCUCCUCGCACACAUUUCACGUUCUAUGUACGAUAAGUUCGUAGGCGAGUGCUGUUCUCUCGAGUUUCAUCGACGUUUCGCCUGUCCUGUGUCACAUUUCGCGGAUCUCUCGUGACUGCAUCGAACGCAGGUCAAUUCCGCCGAAAUGCUCAAUCACGUGUUGCGGCCGAUUGCUCGCAACUUGGUCAGAGGCGGCGCUCGGUCCAGCAGUUCGCACGCAGUGGAUAUUAAAAAGGCGACAAUAAAUGACAUACCUCAGUCGUGCGGGGCGUGGAAAGACCACUACGACUCGAGGCAGAAGGUGUACAAUGCUCAACUAAUCGCUGGUCUCGCUGUCCUAGUUGGCACCAUAACUUUUGUAAAAGUGUCGGGCAUUAUAUUCUUCAACUUUAACCCACCCGAGGAGCCCGCUGAAAGCAAAUAAACAUUUAUAAAAAUCUUAGCUAAAGAUAGAUACAGAAGCAAUCUGGCCACGCAGCUGUUGACAAUGUUAUUACUUUAUUGUGCGAGUACAACACGCAAUAACUUGUACUAUCCUCAAUAAAUAGUUCAUAUUUAUGAA
Molecule: messenger RNA, 571 nt
Organism: Vollenhovia emeryi
Lineage: Eukaryota; Metazoa; Arthropoda; Insecta; Hymenoptera; Formicidae
Gene: COX7B
Exons: 3
Coding region: 155-433 (92 amino acids)
Source: RefSeq, a predicted model, not a curated record